Messenger RNA from Ixodes scapularis (black-legged tick), 2877 nucleotides. RefSeq lists its product as uncharacterized. Gene Ontology annotation, molecular function: DNA-binding transcription factor activity; zinc ion binding. The transcript is spliced from 4 exons. The coding region runs from base 244 to 2757 and encodes 837 amino acids. The record is from RefSeq and is a predicted model, not a curated record. NCBI's taxonomy places the organism in Eukaryota, Metazoa, Arthropoda, Arachnida, Ixodida, Ixodidae.
GUUUAUAAGCGGCGACGUCCGGCGGAAAGGGAGCGAUAGCGGCUGGCGAAACGAGUCCAUUUUCGUUAUCGCCUUAAUUGCUCUAUGUUACUCUUAAUUUACGUGAAUCUGAACGAACACCGGAGCACUCGCGCGGCUUUGUGAAGCGUGGAAACUUCAGCGUCCGACCGUACUAAUCCUACGUCGAAGGCCCGCUAACUUUGUGGGUUUUUUUUAGAGCUGAACCGAAAGUUUUGACUAGUCAUGUCACUCUACAGCUUUGCGACAUCGAGCUGUGUGAGCAUGAGCGAAGAUCCUCAAGCAGAAAUCCUCAAACAAUAUGUGAAGGACCUCAGUGCAAGUGGCUACAAUUGGGUCGGCUACGUCGAAUCGGAUGAAGUUUUGAAGGAGCUUGAGAAAAGUCUGGCUGCUAUGCGGGUCCAGUUUUCGACCACGACUUCGCGCAGUCACAAAUCUGGAACGUCAACACCCAUGUUCCAUUCUAAGCGUGGCUCUGUGCACGUGUCCCUCAACAUGCCCUUUCAAGUGCUGCACCAGGCUCACAAGAAUUGCAUCUUUGGGACCGGACGGCGCAUGAAAGUUCCCAGCGAAAAUUACCCCAGCAGCCCUCUUCAAGAAUCCACAAUGGUAACCCGGCGUACAAGAAAGACAGGAUGUGUGGCAGCAAUGUCGCUGAAGUGGGUCAAGAUCUACCCAGAUUUUCAGGUCGACAUACCACCAGGUACAGGAAUCAACAAAAGUCAAGAGAAGCGAGCUGAAGCUAUCAGGAAACUGGAGGCACAUCAGCGCCACGACGCCAAGACCGUACGACACAAACUCCGCAUUUACAUUUGCAUCUCUGCGAUGAGUGUUCACUUGGGACAUGAUUUCAAGGGCACAAUGGUACUGAAGCAGCCUCUGGACAAGAAAGUGUCUCUCAAGAUAAGGAGUCUGGUAGAGGAGGGCAUCACCUCAGUGCGGGAGGUAAAGGAGCAGUUACGCCAGUACGUCCACGAAGUUCUCUUCCGUGGACAAGAGGUGCCUGACAAGACCUGCCGUGCCUUCUUCCCAAAGAAUGAGAUCAUUUGCAACCAUGUGCAAGCAGCACUUAGGAAGCACAGGCUCAGCUCUGCUGAUCUGGAUGGCUGCAAGGCUCUCCUCGAAAAGUGGAAGACACAGGACCCAGAAAGCAGGCUCUUCUUCCGUUCCCAGCGAGGCAUCGGUCAGGCAGACGAGCAUGGAGGAAGUGGAAAGCAGCCGGAAGCAUCCACAGUGCAGCAACGGCCUGAGCCACAGCUGCUUUUUUGCUACCAGAGCAAGUUCAUGUGGAACAUCAUGAGUAAGCAUGGGGACGGUGCCAUGCGGCUCGACGUGGCCAACAAGUCCAACGAAUCGUUCCUUCCCGUCUUCUUCGUAAGCGUUGCGGCACCCCACGAGUAUGUAACGGUUGGGGUGUUUGUUGUGGAGACUGAAGCUGUAGACUGUGUCGUUGAAGCCCUCCAAAUGCUCCGUAGCUGGUGCCCGUCAUUCGAGCCGGGACACUGUACCACCAAUCACCGAUCUGUGAGCAUAAGUGCCCUUUGCACCGUUUUCCCCCAGAGCAAGGUGGUGAUAUGUCCUGGCUCCCGGGAACAGUCCUGGGCUUGGUGGAUGCGCAGUUUUAAGGACGAAGUCUGGGAUCGAAAGCUGGUCAUUACUCUGUUGAGGGACAUUGCAGACUCGACUUCAGAGCAGGAGCUAGAGGAAGCGCUGGACAACCUCAGGUCUUCGGAAGCAUGGGAGAGCGAGCAGUUUCAGAUGUACGUCGAGACCGAGUGGCUACACAUAAAAGAAAUGUGGGUCAAGCUGUACAGCUCGGACAGUAGCCCCAGACCAGACGAAGGCAAGGAGCGGGAGAACAAGCUGCUAAAGGAAUUCCGUAGUGUCCCGUGCAGGAAGACACUUACAGCACUGGUUUCCACUUUGGUCGAAAGCCUCCUUCCAGCCCAGCAGCAGGAACUUGAGAAGGAGCACGGUGGCUCGCCUCUCGUGUCCGACGGCGCCAAGAAAUUUACAGUACCCGAUUACCUGCAGGGUCGUCCUCCAGCUUUCGUCUCUCAUGUACUCAGUCGACUGACAGCUGCGAUGGGGUACACCAAGGAGGACAUUGUACCACUUUCGUCAGAUGGAUGCUUCUAUGUGCGGUCACUGGGCUCCACAGACUGGUACACCCUUGACUUCGGUAUCCCUAGUUGCUCCUGCACUGACUUUGUGCAGUCAAGGCUUCCCUGCGAACACUUCUGCGCCGUUUUCGCGCUCGUAGACGGUUGGUCGCUUGACGACCUACCAAAGAGAUACCUUGAGGAACGGUGCAUAUUGCUUCGUGGUGCUAACCUCUCGGAAGUCGACGAGGGCCACUCAGGUCCCCCAUUGGAAACCGAUGAUGACCGGCUAUCCUCCGAGGUCUCGGUAACGCCCUCAGCAAACGAAAUUGAUAUGUGUGCCGAGAACGACAUUUUUGGCAGUACACUGGCGCUCCCAACUGCUACGGUUGAUGUCUUGAACAUCCCACUGUGCCCCACAGCUCCAACGCUGGAAAGAAUGCGCCAGGAGCUUCGUGGACUCCUAGGGCGAUGCGGUGACUUACUUCCAUGCUGUUCUAACCUGCAAGCCUUAGGAAGUGCCAAGGAGCAUCUGGAAGAAGUCUGCAACAUGCUUUCUGGAUCUGUGCCACCGAGUGCUUUGGAAUGCUCGAGGAACAGCCAGCAGGACAAUGAUCCAAACUUAGCUACUUCUUAAAAAGCAGGUAUUAGCCAAAUAGGCCACAAGGCAAGCGUUUUCCAAUGUAGAAAAUAAAUUUCGGUAUGUGCUACUUCCCACACACCAGAGUGGAGAACAAAAAUCAAGAUUUAGAUCGGA